Plectropomus leopardus (leopard coralgrouper) is the source of this 1304-nucleotide messenger RNA. It is a transcript of the gene fkbp1aa, whose product is annotated as FKBP prolyl isomerase 1Aa. The record is from RefSeq and is a predicted model, not a curated record. NCBI's taxonomy places the organism in Eukaryota, Metazoa, Chordata, Actinopteri, Perciformes, Serranidae. Gene Ontology annotation, cellular component: sarcoplasmic reticulum membrane; cytoplasm. Gene Ontology annotation, biological process: protein peptidyl-prolyl isomerization. Gene Ontology annotation, molecular function: peptidyl-prolyl cis-trans isomerase activity.
UCCGCUCGUAUUGUCGGGUGGUCAACAGAGGAAGGAUACCGAGGAGCCAAAAUGGGAGUAGAAAUUGAGACCAUAACUCCAGGCGAUGGACGGACAUUCCCGAAGAAGGGGCAGCGCGUUGUGGUGCACUAUGUCGGCACACUGGAUAAUGGAAAGAUUUUCGACUCUUCGAGGAACCGGGAUAAGCCGUUCAAAUUCAAGAUUGGACACCAGGAGGUUAUUCGUGGUUGGGAAGAGGGAAUAGCCCAGAUGAGUGUAGGUCAGCGAGCAAAGCUGGUUUGCUCACCAGACUAUGCCUAUGGCAGCAAAGGGCACCCAGGGAUCAUCCCACCAAACGCCACUCUCACCUUCGACGUGGAGCUGAUCAGUCUGGAAGCCUGAAACUUGUGCACUCACUUUGUUUAAUUCCACUCAAAUUUUCAGGGUUGACUCCUAUCUCGGGAACAUGGAGGAAAAACAGAUGAUUCCUGCUCUUGAUCCCUGCAUAGGACCUAUGUCUAUAUCUUCACUAGUUCACUCUCCUUUACAUUUAGAUUCAAAUUGUGUUUUGUCACUUGCUUUAAAACGUUAUCCUCCAUACUAUACUUUAGGCUCCAUACAGAAAUAAGUCAUAGGCCAUCCCAUCCCAUGUAUUUUGUCAUAUUCUGUUAUGUAUUUUUAUGGUGAUGUUUUUAUUUUUUAUUUUUAUUUGACUUAAAAAUUUACAAACUGUGUCUGCCAUCAGGAGCAGGUUUUAGAUAAGUGUCAUGAAGUACCGAGUCAAUCUCAUUCCUGUGGCUCUGUGGCCUUUACACUAAAAUUGUCUUGAUUGCGGGUAAUGAAUUGUCUUAAAAAAAUAAGAAUAAAUUGUUGUUUGACACAAUGAUAUUUCUAUGAAUUACCUUUGUGAUACUUGUUAUUGGGUUAAAUUAAAAGUACGUGGUAACCAGGGAUUCACGAAUCAAGCACAUUAACGCCAUGAACAGCCUACAGGUCUCUGCAGAUGUAGGAUUGUCUUUGUCUAUACUGCAGCAUCAAUUCUUAAUUUAAGAGUGAAAUGACUGAAACAUUCACAACUGGACAUUAUUGGUCUUGUUGACUGCUUGUAAAACAUUUUUAAACUUUUUUUUGCCAAAACAAAAGCUCUUAUGGGGAAAGAAGUACAGUUUCUAAAACUUGCAUGGUAAGUUCCCCCUCAAAGAUUUGUCGGCACAUCUUGGGGUUUGUGAUUGUCUUUGUUUGAAGGAGUUGUGUGUAACAAGCUGUGGAUGUUGUAAAAGGUCUGUUCCUUACUCGAAACACAUUAAAAGAGUAAUUUUAACACA